CCGACCGUAUCCUUUGAGAACAGAUCGCUCAGCGAACAGCAUUCCCCCCACCCAGAACGUGCUGUUUUGAUGGCCCUGCGCACUGGGACGACUUGGUUUGGUCAGGUCUUGCGCAGAGUUAGGUUGCAGGGAUCCUGGUCCCGGCGAUCGAGCAGCUUGCUCUGUCUGUCCGCCUCCGAGAAAACCAUUGAAGAGGACCAGUACGUGUCGGAUAACUUGAACAGCCGCUGCCGGGAUCCUGGCUGCUGUACCCGGGCUUUCUCGGUGGACCUCAGGCGUUUGGAGAAUAGAAGGGAGAGCGGACAUGAGCCGCUCACACGCCGUUUUUUGGAGGCCAUGAAGCGGCAGAACGUGCGAACUCUAUCCUUGAUCAUCUGCACGUUCACUUACCUGCUGGUGGGAGCUGCUGUCUUCGAUGCCCUCGAGUCCGAGUUCGAAAUGGAGCAGGGCGGCAAGCUGAAGGAGCAGCAGAUCGGGCUCAAGGGCAAGUAUAACAUCAGCGAUGAAGACUACAAGCAGCUGGAGGUGAUCAUCAUGCAAGCGGAGCCCCAUAGAGCUGGGGUUCAGUGGAAAUUCGCUGGAUCCUUUUAUUUUGCUAUUACAGUGAUCACAACUAUAGGAUAUGGCCAUGCUGCUCCAGACACAGAUGCAGGUAAAGCUUUUUGCAUGUUUUAUGCUGUGCUGGGAAUACCGCUGACGCUAGUCAUGUUCCAGAGUCUGGGAGAACGGAUGAACACAUUUGUCAAGUACCUUUUGAAACGGAUAAAGAAAUGCCUUGGCAUGAAAAGCACAGAUGUGUCGAUGGAGAACAUGGUGACUGUGGGUUUCUUCUCCUGCAUGGGGACCCUAUGCAUUGGAGCAGCUGCCUUUGCACAUUAUGAAGACUGGAACUUCUUUCAUGCAUAUUAUUAUUGCUUUAUUACAUUGACUACAAUAGGUUUUGGGGACUUCGUGGCCCUCCAGAAAGAUAAGGCCCUGCAAAAAAGGCCGCUCUACGUGGCCUUUAGCUUUAUGUAUAUUUUAGUUGGUUUAACGGUUAUUGGAGCUUUUCUCAACUUGGUGGUUCUCAGGUUUUUGACCAUGAACAGUGAAGAUGAGCGGCGGGAUGCCGAAGAGCGAGCUUCUUUGGCAGGGAAUAGGAACAGCAUGAUCAUCCAUAUUCAGGAGGAUGCCCAACAGGGCCGACAGAGGUACAAAACGGAAGUCACAGACCUGCAGUCUGUUUGCUCCUGUAUGUGCUAUAGGUCCCAUGAGUAUACCAAUCAGGUGGUAUCACACCAGAAUUCCUUCAGUUCGCAAUUAAACCCUCAUUACUUUCACUCAGUAUCUUACAAGAUAGAGGAAAUUUCGCCGAGUACAUUGAAAAACAGUCUGUUCCCAUCGCCUGUGAGCUCUGUGUCGCCUGGUUUACACAGCUUCAAUGAAAACCACAGGCUCAUGAGAAGGAGGAAGUCCAUUUGAAACUCUUUUCAUUUUGAUUUAUUAUUGAACGUGCUGGAGAAGAAGCAGCAAAAAAAAAGCCUUUCUCUGAGACUCAGAAACCAAGCAUGAAGCAUGGUUAGUAACAGCUCCACAACAGCGACAAUAUGCCUUACAGAUGGCAGCUGGAGUUUUAGGGACAAGCAACACACUGGGUAUCCAUCAAAUCUACUUGCAAAUGGACAUUUUGAUUGGUAUUAAUGUGCUUGAGUGGAACAUUAAAUUGUUAAAAUGAAAGAGUAUUCUGGAUGAAAUUGAGGAAACAAUGCAUUAGGUAUUAAUUUUAUAAAACAGUUUAAAUACCACAUUUCAGAAUUAACUAUCAGAUCAUAAGAACCCAAAUUGUGUUGCUGAAAUAGCAUGCCUGUUAACACAUGAAGCAGUCAGUAUAUCGGAUAUACCAUUGUAUUUUCAACAGUUGGCUCUUUAAUACUGGAUUGUGAGUGCAGAGAGAUCAUUUUAGCAUGCCAGUUAAAAUGCAUGCGCUUUGUAAAACUGGUAUGCAUUAUAACUGAAAAGACAACUUAACUAGUAAUGAAAUUAAUAAUGCAAUUAAUAUUUAUUGAUUUAUGAUGAGUAUUUAUGCUUUUUCAGCAAUUCUGGCCAUUUGCUAUUUCUGGCCUUAUGUGAAGGGAGUAGAAAUGAAUGGCUGGAGUUGCAUUUAGUUCUUUAGUUCAGCUAAGACUUGCAUGACCUGGAAUUAGUUUUUGAAUGCCUGGAUUAAGACAGUAAGAAUAGAAAAAGAACAACAACAACAAAAGAUUCCUCUCCAGAAGGUCUAACAGUUUUAAAUGAUUUAACUGUUAUUCCCAAAGCUGAUUUAAUUUUUGCUGUACUAUGAAAUAGUUUAAAUGAUAGGAAGCUGUAACAACAUGUUUACAACUCAAGCUAGAUCUCAGACUCAUGUAUAAAAUGUAAUUAUUGGGAUUGCAUCUUUUUGUAAUGAAUGCACUAAUAUGUAUAUAUUUUACAUUGUCUUUACAAUUACUGCAGUCUUGUAAAAUAAUGCACUUUUCUAUUUUUUUCAUUAAAAUAUGGCACGUUUCAAAAUGUACAUUGUUGCUUUUAUAACAAAUGUACAUGGUUAAGGAAAAUACUGUAAAUUUGCACCACAGGAACUAACUUCAGUGGUGUAUUUUGUACAAAAACAGCCAUCUAUAGAGUUUUAUCAAUAUAUAAUAUAUAUUUAAAAUUUGAAUGAAAAUGUACAGAGAAAAUUUAACUGCUGGAUUUAAGUAUAAAGAGAUGUUAUAAAUGGCAAAUAUUUUGCAUGCAAU
Messenger RNA from Mobula hypostoma (lesser devil ray), 2756 nucleotides. It is a transcript of the gene kcnk9, whose product is annotated as potassium channel, subfamily K, member 9. Gene Ontology annotation, cellular component: plasma membrane. NCBI's taxonomy places the organism in Eukaryota, Metazoa, Chordata, Chondrichthyes, Myliobatiformes, Myliobatidae. Gene Ontology annotation, molecular function: potassium ion leak channel activity; outward rectifier potassium channel activity. The record is from RefSeq and is a predicted model, not a curated record. The transcript is spliced from 2 exons. Gene Ontology annotation, biological process: stabilization of membrane potential; potassium ion transmembrane transport. The coding region runs from base 70 to 1461 and encodes 463 amino acids.